AUGAUGCAUGACUUACGCUUCGACACUGUGUUGAAGCGAUUCUUGAUCGAUCUACCAACCUUCCAUGAUUACCAGCUUACCGAGGAGGCUAAGAAGGACAUCCGAAGGGCGUUAUUUGUCUCAUUAUCGAAUAACGGUCAAUGUCUCGAGUGGCUUUUCCCUCAGCUUUUCUCUUGCAAUACCGAUCGUGAAGUUGCAAUUGAGACCUUAGAAAACGAUCUCAAUUGGCUGUACUCUGAAUACUAUUCCAAUGUCUCCAAGAGCAGAGAUCCAACACAUAAUACCCAUAAUCACCAUGCAUUCCAUUCCAAUUCUCCAUGUGCCAGGAUAUUUCGUCGUGGAGAACCAAUUUUCAAAUGCUUAACAUGUGGCUUUGAUGAAACAUGUGCUUUAUGUUCUCAUUGCUACCAGCCUGAGAAUCACAAGGAUCAUGCCGUUCACAUCACUAUCUGCCAACGUGAAAAUGGAGGCGUCUGUGAUUGUGGUGAUCCAGAGGCUUGGGUUAGUCCCUUUCUCUGUAAGUAUGCACUGGAAGAUGGGAGCUAUACAAAUUUUAGUUCCAGAGAGGUACCAGAGGAACUUCAGUAUUCCUUCUUUCGAACGAUUGAGAUAUUCCUAGAUUAUGUUAUUGAUGUAAUGAGUCAAGCAGAUUUACAAUUCUAUUCUCCAUGGGAGGUGGCUACAAAUCCGGAAAAAUACUCUGCUAACUGCAACUUAGAUCCGAAAAAGUACGGUUACGAAACUUUAAAUGAUUCAAAUUAUGACAAGCCAAGUGAAAAAUAUAGCUUGAUAGCUUACAAUGAUCAAGUUCGUCAUUUCAGAGAUGCAGUUCAGAGGAUCCAUUUGGCAAGUAAAAAAGUGCCUGAGUUCGCAACAAUGGUGGCCGAAAAAGUUCAGAACCAUGGAAGAGCAACGGUGAUAAGAUCAAGAGACGUCAGUUUAUUGUUUGAUCGACAGAAAACACUUAGUGCCACUGGUCUUGCCUCAUGUAUCCGAAAUGCAAGAGACGAAUUCAGAGAGGAUAUGUGUCAUGAAAUGAUCUUAUGGCUUGGAAGCCUCACUGAGAGUGAAGUGUUUAAGUCAAAUGACACUUUGAAGAAUCUAUUUUGUCGUGCUUUUUGCUGCCGAUGGGAUAAAGGUCUCUUAACCAACCUUUCGAAUCAUCAAGGGGAGUAUUGUAGAGGGAAACUCGAUAGUUACUUCCUCAUUCCCAAAGUUGACUGCUGUACAAACUUGAGUUUGCAAAAACAGCAUUGGUCAUUUACUCCUUCACUAUGGAAUCUUCCUCAACAAAUAUGCGAGGACUGUAAUUACAAUCUCAGUCUCGAUGAUUAUCAAUUGGAUAGCGGCCAUUUGGGGUCCAGAUUUCAAUACAUGGUGUACCUUGACAUCCGUUUCUGGAAGUCAAUUCGCAUGUUUCUUCAUGAUAUGUACGCCACUUCACUCAUUACUAAUUUGACAUUCAAGGGAAUUAUCAGCUGCCAGUAUGUGGAUAUUUAUCCAACUAUAGCGGACAUGUUUUUGACUCUUGACGGGGAACCAGAAGUCAAUAUUAUGUGUACUCUUUCCACGCAGCUUUUUACAUGUCCCUCGAAUUCCACCUCAAUUAUUGCUCAUGGUGACGUUUCUCGGAUAUUUUCAUCUAUUUACAACUUCUUGAAGACUGGACAAAUUAAGUCAUCGUCAUCAUUGCCGCUUGAUGAUAAUAAGAUUUUGAUGUCAAGUUUAAAGAAUCGCAGAUGGGGCCAAAUUUUUUUUGAUAUUGGUUACAUAUUGAGCCGUGGAAAAGAUAGGGAAUUGAUUCUUACGAAUAGUAUUAUUCCCAUGGCUUGUGACAUCCUUUCUUUGUUUCAGGGAAGGCCAGUGAUGAAAAGAGAAAGGGAAAGCCAUGUGGAAUACGAGAGUUCUGACUACACUGCGUUUUUCCAUGCCAUCCCCGUUAUUUUCCAAUUUGCCGAAUACAUUGCUCACUCUGUGACUAAUUUGGACCCAGCUGAGAGAGAGAAGAUUUCACACAAUGCGAUUAGCUGUGUGACGAACUACUUGCUUCAACUCGAGGUUUGGGAUCAUGAGGGUAUUUUGACAGACUAUAAUGACGUCGAUUACGGUCAAAGAUCAAUUGAUGUCGACAGCGGGGACCAAGAUUUCAAAGUCAGUCUUUUGCAUCCUAUACAUUCAUUCCUAUCUUGGCUCAUAGAGUUCUCCAAUUUUGAUUCUUUGGACAAAAUGUUAAGCAUAUUUAAAGACUCCUACCACACUUACUGUCUUGCUAAUAGAGUAUCAGAGGUCGCAGAUUACGACUUUUCGAGAAUUUUUGAAUAUCCAGUUCGGACGGUGGUGCUUUCAUCUCAAAUUAAAUCUGGUUUCUGGGUGCGCAAUGGUUUUAGCGUCAGGAGCCAGCUUCAACUUUACAAGAACACUGGCCUCCGUGAACAAGGCUACAUGAGAGAUUUGUUCUUGAUCCAGGUGUUUAUGAUCAGUUCAGAUUAUAAUACCGUUAGUGAUCUUUUCUUGAAGAGAUGGUUACUUUCUGAAGGCUGGAUCACAAACACAGAUAAUUCUAAAGUUGCCUACGAUCUGAACAUCUUGCCUUACAUUCUUGAGGAGUGCCUUAGUUUCUUCAUUCACGUUCUUACAGAAGACGUAUUCUUAAGACAUUUGAGCAGCGAAGAGACAACUCACUUGAGGGUGAAAAAUGAGAUCAUUCAUAAUUUGUGUUUCGGACCUAUGAGUUUUUCUCGGCUUUCAUCUCAAAUCCCGGAACAUAUCAGCUCGGAAAAGAGGUUCGACAUGAUUCUAGAGGAGUUGACAAACUUCAAGAAACCAAAGACUUCUAAAGACACGGGAACCUACUCUUUGAAAGAGCAGUAUUUGGAUGAAAUUGAUCCUUAUUAUUUUAAUUAUUCAGCUAACAAGAAGGAUGAUGCAAUUAAAUUUGUCAAAGACAGAGUCACAAAGUCGACCACAAAUCAUUUUCACGAAGCUGUUAUCAAGCCAAAGAGGAGAAAUGCUACAGAGCUCGGAAUUUACAGACAUCUCGGCAACUUUACAACUUCUAGAUCAUUUGUUGAGUUUCUUAUUAGAACUUUGAAGUUUAUAUUUGACGAAGGAGUACACAAAAUGGAUGGUCUCUUGGAAACAACUCUUCAUCUCAUCCAUAUUUGUUCUAUGGAAGAAAUGAUCGAUACCGAGCUGUGUGGCACAUUUUUUGCUAGGUUUUGUGACAUCUCACAAACUUUCCAGACUUCUCUUGCUAUUCAGUUGUACCACAUCAUUUCCAUUGAUGACUUUAAAGCACAUCAUUCCAAGAUUAGAGAGAUUUUCAAGGUGCUCGAUAAGAAGCAUCACACUUUGGUGAAGAUCUUGUCUGGUACAUGCAAUGAUUUCAAUCCAUCGAAGUUGGAACUUGUAACGGAAGAAGGCGUAUGUGAGAACGAAUUGGAGAGGAAGAAGAGAGUUGCCAAGGAACGACAAGCGAAACUAAUGGCAAAAUUCAAGAAACAACAGAGCCUGUUCAUCAAGAAGAACAAUUUUUGCACAGACUGCAGCGAUACUGAGAUGGAAGAACUAGAGGAAGAAGGUUGGAAAUUUCCUGACCCUCAUUGCAUUUUAUGUCAGGAUACUGCUCAAGAUGCUGGCCCAUUUGGAAUCAUAACUUUCAUCUCAAAGUCAUCCGAGUUUAGAGAUGUGCCUUUCGAUGAUCCCUAUUGGUUUCUUAAGUCAUUCUCAGACCACUCUAACCUCAACGAAACUGAGAAUGAGCAUUACGUCCCCGAACACCAUAGUGAAAAAUGGGAACAUUACAUGAAGAAAAUCGACGAAGAUUAUGUUAUUGGUCCCGGUUUCAGCAAUCAAAGACUUGUACAUAAUAAAUUGGUUUCUCUGACUUGUGGCCAUGGAAUGCAUUUUAAUUGCUACAUGCAAUUUCUCUACAGCAGCCGAACCCGUCUGAGUCAGAUCACAAGGAACACUCCAGACAGCAUUGAACAUAGGGAGUUUUUGUGUCCCUUAUGUAAGGCCAUCAACAACAUGUUCAUUCCUAUAUUGUGGUCCUCAAAUGAUAGAUCUCUUGAAAGAUUUAUCACACCUUCCACUGUUCCCAAUAUUUUUGAUGGUCUACUGAGUCAGAAGAUUCAUGAGAACGAAUGGCUAAAGGAGUUUUGCAGGACAGCCUCCGCAGAUUUGGAGCAGAUAUCUAUUCUAACUCCUAGUGCAAAGGAAAUGAUAAAUUCAGAGUCAACUGCAAGCACUAUUCAGUUUAGAACUCUACUAUCCAACAUGUUCCACAUUCUAUCGUCGCUUACUUUUCCUCAAAUUUUCAAAGCAGAUUCACCGGAUAUUUUGAUUAAUAGCAUCAAGUCUACGGAAAUCUCCUUGAGAGGGGUGAGCUCACACUCAGCGCUUUUAGUUGAUCAAAUCUCUAAUAACACCUUGAUCAAUCUCAGAGCGCUCAAUGAAUUUAGAAUCACAAGCUUACUUAUGAAAAUCUCGAAUUGGCUCCAAUUACCUUCUAAUCGUCCGGAUGCACAUGUCAAGAUCUUAGCAAACUUAUUUGCAUUAUCUUCAGACUCUUUCAACUCCAGUAUACUUAACUUGGACUUCUUUUCGUUGCUUGUGAACAUUUUCCCCUUACCUUCAACAGGAUUCUCAUUUAAUGCAAUUUUGUCUGCAUGCUUCACAGGCUCUAUUAUUCAGAAUUUAUAUCUUAUUUCGACCGAAAUUGUGUCUCACAAAUUCUACUUGGAAGGGGAUUACAAUAUUCUUGAUGUUCCUUUUUCUGAGAUGAUUACAGAGGCUGAUGCACAAAGGGUGUUAACACUUUUCAAGAAGUUUGUUUUACCAGCACAUGACAUUUCACUUUAUGCGGGCAUUGUAUCUGAUCCAAAAUUUGGAUAUGUGCUCUUUUCUAUGUUGAUGAAGUCCAUUAACCCAUUUUUGAGACAAUCGGCAAUUUAUGCAUACGUUUGCUGCUCCAACAUGGAAGGAGUGAGAUUGGGCCAAUCUCUCGAUCAAGUUUUUGAGUCCGAUGCACUCUGCCAGUUCUUAAACUUGCCCACUUUAAGUGAAUCUCUUUGUCGUUUAUGCUCAACAAGCAGUAAAGAGGAGUUACCUUUCGAAGCAAAAAAAUUGAGCUCGUUUCUUAUGUACAUCAAAAGAUCGGCUGCAAAGGUGUCUAAAGAGGAUCACGACAUAAGAAAGACGAUUGAGUACCCCGGGAUAGUUCGGUUGGCGAAACUCCCCGAAAGGCUUGAUAACUUUUUCACGAGAUACUAUUAUCUGGACAAGUAUAACAAUCCAAACUUAUCGAUUGAGAAUCCUGCUAUCUGCUUAUUUUGCUGCGAGGUUGUCGAUGUUCAAAAGGGUGCUAUUGGAUCAGACUUUGGACAAUGUACUACUCACUAUUUGAAGGAGUGCUCAAAUAGUGUUGGCAUAUUCUUGCUUCCCAAGGAACGUUGCCUUUAUUUAAUUCACAAAAAUGGAGGCUCAUUUCACGAUGAGCCUUAUCUUGAUCAACAUGGGGAGAUACCGGGAGAGAACAAAAAGGGGAAAACUGUAUACUUGCUGAAGGAAAGAUACGACGACUUUACAAGAAAUGUCUGGUUGCAGCACAAUGUGCCCAAUUAUAUUGUGCGAAAGCUCGACAGUGUGAUUGAUGCUGGAGGAUGGGAAACUCUCUAG
Molecule: messenger RNA, 5679 nt
Organism: Sungouiella intermedia
Lineage: Eukaryota; Fungi; Ascomycota; Pichiomycetes; Serinales; Metschnikowiaceae
Source: the annotation of a GenBank genome assembly